Messenger RNA from Poecilia latipinna (sailfin molly), 1990 nucleotides. Its product is annotated as low affinity immunoglobulin gamma Fc region receptor II-like. The record is from RefSeq and is a predicted model, not a curated record. Bases 156 to 1310 code for a protein of 384 amino acids. Lineage: Eukaryota; Metazoa; Chordata; Actinopteri; Cyprinodontiformes; Poeciliidae. The transcript is spliced from 10 exons. Gene Ontology annotation, biological process: immune response; cell surface receptor signaling pathway. Gene Ontology annotation, cellular component: external side of plasma membrane. Gene Ontology annotation, molecular function: transmembrane signaling receptor activity.
CAGCCUCUCUGACAGUGAGUCCUGAAGGAGAGAAACAUUUCACUGAUCAUAACGUCUCAUUAAAAUGUGAUGGAAACUCUACUGAUGGGAGAAUAAGAUAUUAUAGAGAAAUAAACACUCAGUCAUAUCUGUAUGACUGCUCCACCUGGUGGACAAUGAAUGAAUCCUCAUGUAUUUUCGACAGUCAGUCGACCUAUAAAGCAGUGUUCUGGUGUGAGUCUGGGUCAGAGUUCAGCAAUGCAGUCAACAUCACGAUAUACAAGUCAAAACCAGUCCUCACUGUGUCUCCAUCAUGGCUGAAACCUGAAGCCUCAGUGGCUCUGAGAUGUAACUAUGACAACCAGUCUGAAAGUUGGAGGAUCUACUGGUAUAAAGCUGUUCCUGAUAAGUCUGAGAAUGGCUACAGAUAUGAGCUACUGCCUGGUAGCAUCAGUGAAACUGCAAAUAACUCCUUUAUGAUUCACGGUCAGACACAAACAGCAGGAUUUACAUGUAGAGCUGGAAGAGGAAACCCAGAGUAUUUUACUGAUUACAGUGAACCAAAGUUUGUCUGGUCUGCAGUCUCCCAUCCAGCAGCGUCUCUCUCAGUGAGUCCUGACAGAGAGCAACACUUCACCUCUGAGUCUGUGACUCUGAACUGUGGAGGAAACUCUACUGAGUGGAGAGUGAUGACUCCUAGCAGAAUUUAUGCCUGGUCUUCACUAUACAGCUACUCCGAGAAAGUAAAUGGAUUCACAACAGAAAUGAUAGCUUACCGGCACUCUACUGCAGUGUACUGGUGUGAGUCUGAAUCAGAGGGGUGCAGCAAUGCAGUUAACAUCACAAUACAUGAUGGUGAUUUAAUCCUGGUGAGUCCUGUACAUCCCGUUAAUGAGGGAGAUCCUGUCACUCUUGGCUGCGAACUGAGGACAGGGAACUUCACGUCCACUGUGGGAUUCUACAAAAAUGAUAAACUUAUCCAGAACACAGUCAGAGGAGAGCUGAGUAUCCCUGCAGCGUCGGCUUCAGACGAAGGUUUCUACAGGUGUGAACAUUCAGGAAAGGCGUCUCCACAGAGCUGGGUGGCAGUGAAAGCAUCAAGUUCUUCUCUUCCGGAGUCGCUGAUUAUUGGACUAGUUGUUGGUUUCCUGCUGACUGUCCUCCUCGUCAUUGUGUUGGCAAUUUUACGCAACAGGCUUUCUAAGUGUCACAGAACCGAGACCUCAGGCACAGCUCCUCAUCAACAGGAUGAAACGCCAAACCAGAUAUACUCGUCUCUCCUUCAAGGUGAUUCUGCCGUUUAUGAGACAAUCAGAAAAUCCGGUCAAUGAUCAAAGAGUGAAUGAGGACAAGAAAGUCAAACCUCGCAUCCUGCUCAAAAUGAAAGAUCCAUAAAGUUUGCCAUCUGAAGUAAGAAAUGGAACAGAGGAGAGUUUUCCUAACUAAGAUGUUAAUUAAAAUCAUUGUGAUUUUGUUGUACUGUUGCAGCACUCUGAUGAACCAGCCGAACAAAUGCAUGCGUUUUCAGUUAACUAUUACAUAUUCAUGAAUGUUAUGCUUAUCUUGAUGGUGCUGGAUUAUUAUAAUCUCAAAAUGUCACUAUAAAAAAUGGAGCAGGUGAAUGAAUUUUAAGUAUGAGCUUCCAUGCUAGGUAUUUUUUUAUUUCUUUUUAUUGUAUUUUCCUUUUAUAUUUCAAUAGCGUUUUAUGAAAAUACCCUAUAUGUGAUUUCCACUGUUUUGUUUGGCCGUUUUUAGUAUCUCCUCCAGCUGGACGUUUGUGGUGUAAAAACAUGUAUUGUCUUCAUAAUAAAGUUAAAAGGUUUUUUUUUUUUGCUUUUCAUAAAGCACUGUGGGUUGUAUCUGUUUUCAAAACGUUCACAUCCGACAAGACAUUAAAAGUACGGUACGCACAUUAACACAAAUCAGUGAAAUCAGGUGAUCUGUAUUUUUGCACAAGAAUAUAUUAAAUAGCAAGAAUGACAAAGCACCAAAGAAGAACAUAUCUUAGGUA